CCACGAGGUUCGCAGCCGACGGUGAGCAGUCAAGUAGUCAAGUAAUGCGUGAAUAAUCUAACACCCUCAGACGAAUAACGCUAAUAUAGUGUGAAUAAACUCAAAUUUACGUCGAUAAAUACAGAAAUACGCGAAUUAGGUGUUUUGUCUACGAAACGUGCCAAAAAAUGGGGCUCAUUCUAUAUAUCUUUCAAACCAGGCGGCUGUGCUGGGACGCUAGCCAAGUCCACGGAGUCUGACACGUCGGAUUCACUAGCCACGUCACAGGGGAAUGAACGAAUCGUUGGGGCCUAAUGGAGAAUAAUGACUCAAUAGAGUACAAGGUAAUAUUCAGAUACAUAAGAUAAAGCUGCUUAUUUACUUGUAUAAGCCAACAAACAAAGUCGAACUCUUUUGACAUACGGAAAUAAAAUAAAGUACUUGACAUUUGACAUGAUGCCACCAAAAUGAAUAAGUGCAUUUCGUGGUCAGACCAAUAAAAAGAAGAAAGAGAUAGCGUAAAAUGUGAGUAAUCGUAUAAGAUUCGUAACUGAAUGUUUCUUCAAUAACUUGAGUUAGUGAGAUUAUAAGACUGUUGACAUAGUAAGAGCUUUCGAUGACCUCAAGGGUUUUGUAUUCGAAUAUCGACGAUCUCAUUUGUUUGUCAAGUACAUGGUAUUUGAACCAGUACAAACUUCAAACCCCAUGAAUUGGUUUUCGUUUUUGUGGAAGGAUUUUGGUAGGUAGUAGGUUAAACAUAUUUUUUUUAUACCUUUUCUUUUCAGCAUGUGAAUUAUCAAGCCAAACAUGCAUGAAUUGGUCCCGAUCGAAGUCGACUUUCUGCAGUACUGUUGUGACUCUGGGUCGGCAAUCCUGCUACGGUGCUCACAACAGUUGGGUGUCAUCGAAUUAAGCACCGAGAAUUCUCUGGAUUGACCUGAUAAUAUUUUUUUUUUACAAAAUUACCACCGCGUUCGUCCAACAAUGAGAAGUUGUUUAAUGCUUGUAAACACAUGCUCAUGGAUUGUAUAGUUAGUAAAUACUCCGUCUAAUACACGUAUAUGUACCUGUACAUAUUUUAUUCGUUUAAAACUUCUGUAUCCGUAUUAUUGUCAAGCUGUUUCAUUCCUCUCCAUUCAUUUAAUGGAUCCCGUACUAAACACGUAUAUCAUGUUUAAUAUUCGUAUUUAAUGAAUUUAAUUAUUAAAUUUACUAUUAUUUAUUUAUUUUUAAAAUACUUAAUUUUAUAUAUAUAUGAUUAUUAUCUUACUAUUAAACAUAAAAUUAAUUUAGAGACGACAUAAAAUACUCAUAUGUAUUUUCUACAUAAUUUUCCUGUACCGUAUUUUACUAACUAAUAAGUAUCACAAUAGAGCUCACGAACUGGACACUUGACGGGCCUUCAGCCAUGAGAAACAGAAGCCCAUCGGUCUGAUUAUGGCCCAACCAAGUCAUGAGUAAGUUAGAAGACCCAUUUACGGCGUCGUUUGGUAAGUCCUUAAACCUUAAGCCACUAUCUUCUAAUUGUAGGGUUGAAGCCUGAAGGCGCCAUCUCCGUUUCAUUUCUCCUCAAUUCCCAUGGCUUCCCUUUGCAGGUCGGCUGUUAUGGCGGGCUCGAGGUCUCUAGCUGCACGGUCCAAAACCCUAACUCAGAAAUCCCUAUCCUCAUCCUCUCCCUUCACUUCACCUUCUGCUCCGCGGGUAGUCCGAAGCGCUUCAAGGGUUGUUUCAACUAUAGGGAGCGUGGAUUCGUUGAUACCGUUUCAUAGUGCGACGGCGAAUGCACGCCUUAUUUCCAGCAUUGCAUCUGAUUCCUCUUGCUGGAGCUGGCUUUCUCAAGGAUUUGCUACACCAUUGUGACAGCACCUGUUCGUCGUGCUCGGAUAAUGAAAUAUGAAAGGAAGAUGAACACUUUAGUUCCAGCUUUUUUGCUUCUUUGUACUGUCAAAAACUGGGAAAUGAGCUCCGUUCCUUUGAUGAUCAAUGUCGUUAGUGGGUUUAAGCACUCGUGUAAUAAUAGUUUUUCGAAGGCUGAUUCUAGCAAUGCAUUUCUUUUUUAUCCCAGCCCUACCUUCUGUGGUUACUGAAACAAGCUGUUAGGUCCAACAAUGACUUACUCUGUUAACUGAAACUCGUGGUCGAUUUUUCGCCCGACUUUCCUGGAUGCUAAACCACAAGUUAGCUGAAUAUGUUAGGUUUUUUGUUCUUCCUUGUGCUCUGAAAUCCUUGUGAUACUAGUUUUGAGGAACUCACCGUGCUGUUAUAUUUUACAAUGUCCUGUGCUCUUUGCAUCCUCACUUGUCCUCGAGAACUACUUAACAAUAAAUUAAGUAAUUAACCAAUCCGAUGUCAUGGCCCCGUUCUCUUUUUCUCCAUUUUUGCACAACAUCAUUGCAGCUUGCCGUCUAAUCAUUUGUUCAAUUACCGUGUUCAACAUGUAAUCUUCUUCUUAGGCUGAAGAGUUCUUCAUCACAUGCUUGUAUUAGUUUGUCUCUUGUGUUUGAAAGUUUCAUUCCUUGAUUUGAUUUUAGCUAGCCACUGAUUUUGAUCCCGUUUUUGUGAAUUUUCCUAGACUUUGCGAUUCCUCGGUGACGAGGAAAUUCAGUUUUUUUCAAACCAACUUGGAUAGGACCUCAGCAGGGUUACUGCAUCCUCUUCAUUCUUGUUGUUCUGUCUGAAUGCACUUUGAAGCGAAUGCUUACGAGCUAGUAGGUGCCUAUCAUAUCCUGGCAAGAACUGUACUGAUCUGAUUUUUGACAAAUUGGUGGUAUCCAUCAUUUUCUCUAGUGCGAAACUAUUAGACUAAUGUAUAAUUGAUGACAUUGAUAGAAAUGGUUCAUAAGCCGUCUCACAUUUCAGCAGCUGUUUAUGAUUAGCAAUUAUGCUCUGUUCUUCUCCAAGGAGAGUAGUUCGGAACCCGAGAUAUUGAAUGAUGGCAUUUCGAAGAACACUCACAUUUCAGACUGCAUCCCACCCUUAGCAACAAUCAAACAAGGCGAACAUGCAAGCUGAAACCCAUGUCCGAUUGCUCUGUUUUGGUCCAUCGCAGCACAAUUAAUUUCUUCUGAUCCAAUCCGAUUCUCACGACCAGCGAUCUUGAACCAGUGGCUGACACGGCCAUUGAAGCUUCCUAAGUUUCAGGUAGUCGUGCCUAAUUGCUUACCACUGAUCACCUCUCUGUGUCUAUAUUACUAAUAUCUAUCCAUGGCCGCAAAUACAAUACUAUUUCGUGU
Linum trigynum is the source of this 3212-nucleotide messenger RNA. Lineage: Eukaryota; Viridiplantae; Streptophyta; Magnoliopsida; Malpighiales; Linaceae. The record is from the annotation of a GenBank genome assembly.